Molecule: messenger RNA, 1833 nt
Organism: Lachancea fermentati
Lineage: Eukaryota; Fungi; Ascomycota; Saccharomycetes; Saccharomycetales; Saccharomycetaceae
Source: the annotation of a GenBank genome assembly
AUGCUGAGUAUAUUGGUGGUAAUUUUACUCAGCUUGCAUUUAGUGGCAUGUGUAACCUCAACAUCAAAAUCCCCAAAUCCCUUUCCUACCAUUGUAGUCGGUAAAGACACCACGGGCCUGUAUUAUGCUAAUUCUACGUUUGGGAAUCCUGGACAACAGCAGAUGCUCCGUAUUGACAUUGCCCAACCAUAUACUUGGGUCUUUUCUGGUAGUGAUUAUACGGAGUGCAACCACUUAGGUAGUGGGUGUCUCACUGGGUCGUUGUAUUACAUCAAAGAAAGCACAACAUCGGAACUUUUGAACGAUGGGAGAGUUUAUGAGAUGUACUUUAUUGACUCCAUUUUCUUCAAUGGCACUGCAGUUAUGGACACUGUAAAUUUCACGACAGUUGAUAACAGCCUCGGUAACGAGGACUUGUUAAGUGGUCUCAUCAAUACCACAGUUAACUGGUCAACCACUACAAACAGCCUUUCGGUCAAGAACAUGUCAUUCUUCAACGCGGACGACAGUCGGUACGUUUAUCAGGGAGCCCUAGGGUUAUCGGGGAAGAUCAACGAGGCGAAUGAUGAUAUCGAUGCCUCGAACUUCGAUGGUUCUUUCUACUUCUUGGAUCAAUUGGUUUCAAAUGGUGUCAUAAACUCUAGCUCUUACUCUUUGUGGCUGGGAGGUGAUAAUGAAAAUACCAUCAACUCAACAACUGACCUUUCGCUCGACGAAUGUGGGAAAUUGAUAUUAGGCGGAGUGGAUCAAUCGUUGUACACUGGUGAUUUUGUCAAGUUCGACACUCUGCCGUUUUAUGAUGUUGAAUCCCAAGAAAGUUCUCAAGGAUACCCGAUUAUUCCGCUGACGAAACUUUCCGUGCAAUCCAGCACUGGUCAAACUUUGAAUUUGACAUCAGAUUCUUUUGUGGAGCCUGUACUUCUGGAUUCCCGUUACACCUACAACUAUUUACCUAUGGAACUCGUCAUUCAGAUUGCUAUACAAGCGAAUGCGUAUUACGUGGAAUCUCUUGAUGGAUGGUUUGUUUCGUGCGAUAUAGCAGAUAUGGGAGCCUACAUGAUUUUCGAAUUCGGCAAUUUGGAGAUUGAAGUUCCUUUCAUUGAUCUCGUAAGUCCUGCUUAUACACUAAACUCUAACUCUUCACUUCAUUUCUCGAAUGGAGAAGAAGCUUGCCAUCUAAAGGUGUUUCCAAAUUCUGCAACGGGUUUCAGUGUUUUGGGUGGACCUUUCAUCAAGAAUAUCUUCCUCGCCGCAGACUUGGAUAGCAAUCAAAUUGCACUAGCACAAGCUUCAAGAGUCCCUUUAAGCUCGACAUCCGCGCUUAUUACACAGGCAACAUCCUCUUCAAGUUCGGAAACAGAUACUUCGAGUACCAAUACCGAAACGCUACUAAUUGUGACCGAUUCUGACUCGCCUAACAAUAAGAAAAGAAAUCAAAAAGUGGAGACUUCACACACUAAUUCGGAUUCCUUGAUGUACAAUCCAUCAGCGAUAAGAUCGGGCCAAAUCCCUUUCGCAACAACUAAUAAUUUGACUUCAUAUGAAUCUUUGAGUCUUUAUGUGUCUAUUUCGAACUCUUACUCUGCUUCGAAACUUGUGAACCAAUUCACCGCAACAAUUUCUUCAGAUGGUGUUAUCUUCACGGGGAGGUCCUUUUACAGUACUUCAAUACCAAAAAGUUCAUCAACAACGGCACAAAGUAGUAAUUCGUCUACUAACGCCGCCCACGGCCACUUAAUGGCACCAAUCUCAGUCAACAUCAAGGACUAUUCCUUUAUAAAACUGAUUUCCAGUGGAUUAUUUUUACUUCUCGGCAUAACUAUAAUGCUCUGA